UUGCGCUUCACUCCGCCCCCCCGGCGCGCCGCCCGCCUCUCCAAAUCCAGAGCGCACACGUCUCUUCAGUAUUUCCCUCUACCCCACCGAUUAGUAUGAGCUCCCCUUACUUUGAGCGGACGCGUGACGAAACAAAUGGUUUCUUUACGGCAUCCCGUUUCAUGGUGACUGAAGCUAGGGUCGUAUAGGAUCAAAUCUCCCCCCUGUUACCGGUUGUGAUUUUCGGAUGCGCCAUGCAAUCUCGCUGGUGGAGUUUGGGCAUUCGUUUGGUGGCGUGGACAUGGGUUUGGAGUCUGGCAUUGCUUGGAGCAUUGUGCAUCCCCGCAAAUGAAGUUAACCUGCUGGAGUCUCGCUCUGUGAUGGGAGAUUUGGGAUGGGUGGCAUAUCCGAAGAAUGGGUGGGAGGAGAUUGGGGAAGUGGACGAGAACUAUGCCCCCAUCCACACCUACCAAGUCUGCCGAGUAAUGGAUCAGAACCAGAACAACUGGCUGCACACCAACUGGAUCCUGACCGAGGGAGCUCAGAGGGUCUUCAUUGAACUUAAAUUCACCCUGAGAGAUUGUAACAGCCUUCCAGGGGGCGUUGGGACCUGCAAGGAGACGUUUAACAUGUACUACUACGAAACAGACGGGGAUGAGGAUGAAAUGGAUUACGGAGAAAUGAGAGAUGGAACAGGAAUCACAGAGGAGGAGGACAGGGCUAUGAAGGAGAGUAGAUACGUUAAGAUUGACACAAUAGCAGCUGAUGAGAGCUUCACUGAGCUGGAUCUAGGAGACCGUGUGAUGAAGCUCAACACUGAAGUCCGAGAUUUAGGUCCCUUGACCCGGAAGGGCUUCUACCUUGCAUUUCAGGAUUUGGGAGCCUGUAUCGCUCUUGUCUCAGUGCGUGUUUUCUACAAACGCUGCCCCUUUCUGGUUAAGAGUUUGGCCGAGUUUCCCGACACCAUCCCAGGAUCAGAAGCUUCUCAGCUGGUGGAGGUUGUCGGCCGCUGCGUCAAUAACUCCCUGCCUUUAUAUGAGCCUCCCAGGAUGCAUUGCAGUACUGAAGGAGAAUGGCUUGUGCCCAUUGGGAAGUGUGUGUGCCAGCCAGGAUUUGAGGAAAUCAAUGGAUCGUGUCAAGUCUGUAAAAUAGGGUUUUACCGUUCGCUGCUGGAGACUGUGGGCUGCAGUAAAUGUCCACCCCACAGUGUGGCCAGGCAGGCUGGAGCCACUGCUUGCAGCUGUGAGGAUGGGUACUACAAGAUCGACUCUGACCCUCCCAACAUGGCCUGUACACGCCCCCCUACUGCUCCACGCAAUGCCAUCUCCAAUGUCAACGAGACCAGUGUCUUUCUUGAGUGGUCUGUUCCAAUGGAAACAGGUGGCAGAAAGGAUGUCCACUACAACAUCCUGUGUAGACGUGUCCUACCAGAUGGAAGGGGCUUGGAAGAAUGUGGCCCUAACGUACGUUUUUUGCCACGCCGUGUUGGCCUGACAAACACUUCUGUGAUGGUUGCCGACCUGCAUUCGCACACGAACUACAGCUUUCUGCUGGAGGCUAUCAACGGAGUCUCAGAGCUGGCCAAGGAUCACGCCAAGCAGUAUGUGUCACUGAAUGUGACAACCAAUCAGGCAGCACCCUCCCCGGUUAGUGUGGUGAGGAAAGGUCAUACUGAGAAGAGCAGCAUCGCCCUUUCUUGGGCAGAGCCUGAUCGCCCCAACGGCAUCAUCUUGGAGUACGAGAUCAAGUAUUUUGAAAAGGAGCAAGACUCCAGCUACACCAUUAUUAAGUCCAAGGAGACUGAGAUGGUGGUGGAAGGCCUGAAACCCUCUUCAGUCUACAUCUUCCAGGUACGAGCCAGGACAUCGGCGGGCUAUGGUGCAUUUAGCCGACGUUUUGAAUUCCAGACCAGCCCUUACUUAACUGCUACAAGUGAGCGGACUCAAGCCUUGAUAGUAGCUGUGGCCAUCACACUUGCUCUGGUCCUACUGGCAGUCGUCGCUGGAUUCCUGCUUAGUGGACGACGUUGUGGCUACAGCAAAGCAAAGCAAGAUCCUGAAGAGGAGAAGAUGCACUUCCACAAUGGUCAUAUUAAGUUCCCAGGAGUGCGUACCUACAUUGACCCCCUCACCUAUGAAGAUCCCAAUCAGGCAGUGCAUGAAUUUACGCAGGAGAUUGACGUUUCAUUCAUCUCUAUAGAGAGGAUAAUUGGAGCUGGGGAGUUUGGUGAGGUGUGCAGUGGACCUCUAAGGCUGCCAGGGAAAAGAGAGAUGCAGGUUGCCAUUAAGACCUUGAAAGCAGGAUACACUGAGCAGCAGCGACGCGACUUCCUAUGGGAGGCAUCAAUCAUGGGCCAGUUUAACCAUCCAAACAUCAUCCGUCUGGAGGGCGUGGUCACCAAGAGCAAGCCAGUGAUGAUUAUUACUGAAUAUAUGGAGAAUGGAUCACUGGACACUUUCCUCAAGAAAAAUGAUGCUCAGUUUACAGUUAUCCAGCUGGUUGGUAUGCUGCGUGGCAUCGCAUCUGGCAUGAGAUACCUUUCAGAUAUGGGCUACGUCCACCGUGAUCUUGCAGCUCGUAACAUCCUAGUCAACAGUAACCUUGUGUGUAAAGUGUCUGAUUUUGGCUUGUCCCGAGUCCUGGAGGAUGAUCCAGAGGCUGCAUACACCACACGGGGUGGGAAGAUUCCUAUUCGCUGGACAGCUCCAGAGGCCAUCGCAUAUAGGAAGUUCACCUCAGCAAGCGAUGUGUGGAGCUACGGUAUUGUCAUGUGGGAGGUGAUGUCAUACGGAGAAAGACCUUACUGGGAGAUGUCAAAUCAAGACGUAAUAAAAGCAGUAGAAGAGAGCUAUAGGUUGCCGGGUCCUAUGGACUGCCCUGAGGCUCUGUACCACCUAAUGAUGGACUGUUGGCAGCGGGAACGCAGCAACCGUCCAAAGUUUGAUGAGAUAGUCUGCCUACUAGACAAACUCAUUCGCAACCCCAGCUCAUUGAAAAAGCUGGUCAACUCCUCCCACAGGAUUUCUAACCUGUUAGUGGAGCAUGCAAGUGUGGAAGGGGCCUGCAGCACUCGGAGCCAGACUGUAGGAGAGUGGCUUGACUCUAUCAAGAUGGGUCGAUACACUGAGCUCUUCAUGGAAGGAGGUUACUCAUCACUGGAAACAGUUGCUCAAAUGACAUCAGAGGAUUUGCGAAGAGUAGGAGUGAACCUUGCUGGACAUCAGAAAAAAAUUAUCACAAGUAUUCAGGAGAUGAGAGUCCAUAUGAACAACAUGAACUCUACUGUAAACAUCUAAUUCAUAUGUAAAGGCAACACACAAACACACACAUGCACACAAUGUAUGGACCUAGUAUGGGAAAAAAAAAACAGAUUUGCUGUUGGACCUAGAGUGGCUUAGCACUUUCUACGGACAAGGAAUCCCUGUGUCUAUGGAUCUAAACUGGAGGAUCCACAUAUUUGUGGUGCUUUUAAGAGGAGUUUGCUUGUGGAGAUUUUUGGGACAUUGCAGCAUGAAAUUGGACUGGACUAAACUGAGUGGUGCAACAGAAAGGGGAAAUGAUGGUUAGCUCAACUAAACUGAAACCAAGUGAAGAUUAUUCAUUUUCAUUAUUCUAUUCGUGUGAAGCUUUGGGAUUACAAUAUUUAUUGCACUGCUUGGAUUCUCUCAGAUGAGAAAUGAAAAAAACACUACAGAUCUGGCUUUGAGAGCAACUAGCACUUUUUUGACAAUAUCACAACUAUGGAAGUUUCACACAGCAGGCCGCGACUGAACUAUGUCAGCUUGUCUCAGGGGACCUGAACCCAGUGGCUCUGAACAGUACUGACUUUCUCUCUGGGAAUUUUAUCUGAAAGUACACUUUCAUAACCAGUCAGUAAAUCAAACACCAUGCCAGCAGUGUAAACUGGAUAAUGGACCAAGAGAAAAAAAAAUGAAGUUGCUGUUUGUGCUUUGUCAUGCUGACGUGCUUUGGAUAGAGUGUUCUUGUCUCAGGUAGGUCUUCAUCGCAACAAGACUUCAGUUAUAAUCCAACGACUCAACAAAGGCCCAGAUUUAUACUCUGCAAUAUCUAUAUCAUCAUAUUUCAGAGCAAAGCAAGACCAUACUGUUUUCACUGGCCAGAAAAUUGAAGUACAGAAAAUAUUAACUGGAUUUGUCCAGAAGAGUUUGAGUCUUAUUGUACCAAGAGACAAUAGCUGAGAAUGAACACAAGGCUUGUGGAUACUCUAUAACUUUUCUUCUUGCUGAAUGUAUAGGCCUACACUUAACAUGGCUCAGUAGCAACAUCAACCAGGUUAUUUUAUGCAUAUGCUGUCAACAGGGGUAGAAUGGGGCUUUGGAAUCUGAGUGAAUCUGAAGGUUGUGUAAAAAAAAAAUCAACUGUCUUAUCAUGUGUUUUCUGAAGUUAUGCAGGGUAUUCAAUGAGAACUUGAUGCCUCCACUAACCUCAGCUAUCAGCUCCUAAACCACAAAGAAAAUUGAAGAUACUACACACACAUUUAAUAGAUCUUUGUCUCAGACAAGGUACAUUUCAUAGGUUUUAGCAACCAGUCAACACUUUAACAUUAGUCACAUAGUGUCACUCAGAGUCUAGCAGAUUUCACAAUAUUUUGAUCCUUCACCCAGAUUCUCAAGAACCCAUGUGCACACUCUGAGUUUAACACCAAAUUUGUAUUAUUUUCAAAAGCACUCCCAGGAGGGUGUAACUGGGCUCUCCCGCUCCCAUGGAAAGUAAUAGGAAGUUAAGUCAAUCCUUAUGGAAUAUUAUUCCCUGUCAGAAGGGGACUGCCUAACAGUAAUGAACCACCAGAUUCUGGUGGGUCUGUUUGCUGAUUCGUAAUAGAACCUUUGCUUGGAUUCUAAUGGAAUCUUUCCAUGCAGCCUUCGCUCAAGAGUGCACUCAGAUUUUCAUGGAGCCUUCACCAACAACUUUCAGGUACCACAGAAAACCCUCAGUUCACCAGUCUUUCUCCACCAUAUGUAUACCACACCACAAGAAACCUCACUCUUAAAGGACUGCAACAAAUAAGGAGGCAAUAUUGAUCAACUUAAAAAUCGUUUAUUUAUUGAAACUUGUAAUUAAAAAAACACAUUUUUUUAAUGAACAGUUUGUGUUCCAUCAUAAUACUCUCUUUGACUACAGAAAAGCCUUGUCUACAUGUCUUUCAUGUAUAUAUUGUAUUAUAAAAUUAAAGCAGGGAGCAUUGUUCUUUUGUCCACUAUCAUGCAGACCGGUUGGCAUUGAUCAAGUAUCUCAGAGUACACAUUAGUAAACAGUGACAGAUAUUCUAAAUCAGCAUUCCUACUACCUAGACUAGGGCCACUGUCAGGUAGAGGCAACCAGCACAUUUGUCACUUAGACAGGUGUAAAAGGUAUUAAAUAUCAAAUACUCAUUUUAUUUUGUUGGUAAUUAUGUCUUAAUUUGAAUUUGCAAGACUUAUAAUUAUAUUCAGCAGUGAAUACUUCUCUCUAAAUAGCAAAAUAAGUAUGUACAGAGAUUGUUACAUGAAGUUCUGGUUUAAAAGUAUACAAUGAUGUCAAUGUUAAAGCCCUCGCUUUACUUUUUCUAUGGACGGUAUGUUAUAUAUUGCUAUUCAGUGCUUCAUUGCUGAAACUUGACUCUUUUUACUAUUGUGUUCACGUAAGCACGCGUUCUGGCAGUAUAUUUGUUGUACUUGAAGGUGAAAGGAUUUUUUUUAACACACAGUGUACUGCUAGUGCUGUGGCUUAAGAAUUGAAACAAGAUUGUAAAGCUAGUUUUUUAAGAGGUGGUGCCACUUGUUUAUGAAAAGCACACAAGAAGAAUGUAACUUUUUAAAGAGGUGUUUCACUUUUUUAAA
Molecule: messenger RNA, 5819 nt
Organism: Notolabrus celidotus (New Zealand spotty)
Lineage: Eukaryota; Metazoa; Chordata; Actinopteri; Labriformes; Labridae
Product: ephrin type-A receptor 5
Exons: 19
Coding region: 234-3275 (1013 amino acids)
Biological process (GO): axon guidance; cell surface receptor protein tyrosine kinase signaling pathway; protein phosphorylation
Cellular component (GO): plasma membrane; neuron projection
Molecular function (GO): protein binding; ATP binding; transmembrane-ephrin receptor activity
Source: RefSeq, a predicted model, not a curated record